AUGCAUGCACUAGCCUUUGAUCACCGCAUUCUAUUUCUCAAACAGCUUGAGGAGGUCAGAGAAAGAUUCUCUCGUGGAGUUCAGGCCUCUUUCAGGACCGUCUACAUCUCAGCUUUGCUGGGUUUUCUCACUGCCUGGUGCGUGAUCCGCUUGAACCCCGCCAUGAUCUUCCCCGCCUCCAGGUCCUCCAUGCGGCAAAGGACAUGCGGGACCAGUUGGGGCUCCAAGGAGGUCAAGUUCCAGCCCGCGACUGCAGGAGGCCCUUGUAAGGAAGAUGCCUCUGGAUCUCGCGAGAGGUGGGUUUCGGCGCCAGCUGGGCGAUCUCUCAUGGCUGCUCUUCAGGAGUGGUCAAGCUGGAGGUAUAAGGACAGUUUCCUCAGGUUAAUUCUUAAACGAGGGAGACACAAACUGCUCCAGAAAGUCCAGGUUGGCCGGAACCCGGCAUUCGGCUGGGUCUUGGAGGUGCUCCUGGGUCAAGCGGGGCAUAUCAUAUGUGACUGCGGUGAGAGCAGGCGCAGCCCACGCACUCGGUUUCCCUGCUCGCCCGCCGCCCCUGCGAUGCAGAAUGUGGUCUUACCACCGAGUCAUGUCCGUCCGCUGAGGCUAAGCCAGAGCCACUUCCUCACAGGCAAGAACCUUGGAGUGGGUUGCCACUUCCUCCUCCAGGGGAUAUUCUCAACAGAGGGAUCAGACCGGCCUCUCCUGUACCGCCUGUGCUGCAGGCGGAUUCUUAACCCGUUGAGCCAUCCUGAAACCCUUUAUAAAGUGGGGAUGAAAAACCAUCGUGCCAUGUAA
This is a messenger RNA of Cervus elaphus (red deer), 795 nucleotides long. RefSeq lists its product as uncharacterized. Lineage: Eukaryota; Metazoa; Chordata; Mammalia; Artiodactyla; Cervidae. The coding region runs from base 1 to 795 and encodes 264 amino acids. The record is from RefSeq and is a predicted model, not a curated record. The transcript has 3 exons.